Molecule: messenger RNA, 876 nt
Organism: Microdochium trichocladiopsis
Lineage: Eukaryota; Fungi; Ascomycota; Sordariomycetes; Xylariales; Microdochiaceae
Product: thioredoxin-like protein
Exons: 2
Coding region: 145-450 (101 amino acids)
Source: RefSeq, a predicted model, not a curated record
AACCCUCGAAGCGCGAAGCUACGCUACGCUACCUAGUGCCUGCGUGCGAGCAAGAGCGUCAACCUCCAUCGCGAAAGUGGCCCUGUCGAGCAACCCAAUUCCUCACGACCACGACUUGGUUACGAAAUCCCACCCACCGCAGCCAUGUCGACCGGCAAAUACGCAUUCUCGCAGGCCCUCCGCGAGGUCCGCUUCCUCUUCUGCCAGGGCGAGGCCAGCGCCGCCACCAGGACCUUCCUCACGAGGUCAUACCCCACCAUGAAGAAGAACAACCCCAACACGCCCAUCCUGCUGCGUGAGGCGGCCGGCACCCUCCCCAAGGUGUAUGCCCGGUACGAGUUUGGCCGCGAGAAGAGCCAGUCCCUCGAGGGCCUGACGGACAAGCAGAUCGAGGACACCGUCACCUCGCUCGUCAAGGGCGACAGCCCUGCCGCCGCCGCGUCGUCGUAGACGUCUCGGAGGGUGGACACAAGGAAAAUUGAGAAGGGGCGGGGAAGGAGGGAUGCCCGGACAAGAGGCGGGCACGAGUAGAUCAUGAAGAGGGGGUGGCACAGGCAGUGCUACAGACAGGGAGCACAUGCCGUGAGUGGGAUGCCACCGGCAGGCUGCAAUCACGGCCAUGAGACAGCUACUUCGAACGCCGAUUUAGGGGUGCACUGAUGUGUCCCAGGGCAAUGCCGCGCGUGCCGCAGAUGGGGACAAGACAACAACUUUCGAGUUGUCCCGGAGGUGAGCGCCAAGACACACCUCUUGCUGCGGGAAGGUUUUGACGCCAGGGAACAUGAGUAAACUGCAUCAUCGCUUGCUCACUUGGAGGGAAGCAGGAACUGUACAUAUGUCAACGAUAUCAAAAAUGCAAAGAAUAAGCCGACAUGA